Messenger RNA from Notothenia coriiceps (black rockcod), 2354 nucleotides. RefSeq names its product mitogen-activated protein kinase kinase kinase 15 (gene map3k15). The record is from RefSeq and is a predicted model, not a curated record. The annotation marks the transcript as partial. NCBI's taxonomy places the organism in Eukaryota, Metazoa, Chordata, Actinopteri, Perciformes, Nototheniidae. Gene Ontology annotation, molecular function: ATP binding; MAP kinase kinase kinase activity. The transcript is spliced from 16 exons. Gene Ontology annotation, biological process: MAPK cascade; cellular response to stress.
UCUCUCCCCGCUUUUCUGCAUUUCCUCUCGGAUCUAGUCGGAUCCAGUCCGGGUGAAGCGGAUUUCAUGGUGCGAGAUAAUCGGCACAUGAUGUGAGUUAAUCAGGCGGAGAUGUGGGGGGAAAAACUCAGACGCGCUCGACAGGUGAGCAACAAGUGAUCAAGAGGGAGGACGACACGGAGGGCACAGACAAAAUAAAGGAGGUAGCGGGAGGGACAGUAACCGGAGAAGGAAAGGAGAUAAAGCAGCUCCUUGGUUCUCGGUAUGGACACGGGGCAGAGCGCACAGGUCACCGACAUGGGAGGAGAGCACUCCGCCGGGGUAAGUGCGGUGGAGCGGGAGAGGGGCGAUGUGCCCAGCCCCUGUCCACCGGCCAAGCAGCGCUCCUUGCGGGUGGUGUACGUCCUGAAUGACGGUCUGAAGUCGGUGAUGGCCAGCAGCCCGGAGUCUGGAGCUCUUCAGUGUCUGCAGAGAGCCUGCGACUCGGAGAGCGCGCUGCUCACCACCGUCACCUUCGGCCGGCUGGACUUUGGAGAAACAUCCGUGCUCGAUAGUUUCUACGAUGCAGACAUCGCCGUGGUGGAUAUGAGUGAUGUGUUUCGGCAGCCAUCCUUGUUUUAUCAUCUGGGUGUGAGGGAGAGCUUCGAUAUGGCCAACAACGUCAUCCUGUACAACGACACUGACCCGGACACUGCCCAAUCACUGAAGGACAUGGUCGCACAAAAAAACACAAAGGCCAACCGUUCUCCAGCAUUAGGCUUUCCCUGGGUUCAGUUGCCACCAGAAUACAGAGGCUCUGGACUGUGCAAUAAAGCAUCCAGUGGUAACUACUACUUCAUCCCCUACAUAGUGACUCCUAACCAUGAAUACAUGUGCUGUGAGAGUGACGCCCAGCGCAGGGCCAGUGAGUACAUGCAGCCCAGCUGGGACAACCUGCUGAGCCCCCUUUGCGUCCCCCUGACAGACCGCUUCACCAGCCUGCUGAAGGACAUCCACGUCACAUCCUGCGCUUCAUUUAAGGACACCCUGCUAAAUGACAUCAGGAAGGCCAGAGAGAAAUACCAGGGAGAGGAGCUGGCCAAGGAGCUUUCUCGCAUUAAACUCCGAAUCGACAACACUGAAGUCCUCACCCAGGACAUCGUGAUGAACUUGCUCUUUUCGUACAGAGACAUACAGGACUAUGAUGCUAUGGUGAAGCUGGUGGAGACUCUAGAGAUGCUGCCGACUUGUGAUCUAGCCACCCAGCCCAUGAUCCAGUUCCACUAUGCCUUCGCCCUAAACAGGAGGAACACUCCUGGCGACAGGGAGCAGGCUCUCGAAGUGAUGCUACAGGUUUUGCAGUCGUGUGAACAUCCAGCACCGGACAUGUUCUGCCUCUGUGGACGGAUAUACAAAGACAUAUUCCUGGACUCUGACUGCAAAGACACUAUAAACAGGGACAACGCUAUACAGUGGUACAGAAAGGGUUUUGAGCUGCAGCCAACCCUCUACUCUGGUAUCAACCUUGCUGUUCUACUCAUAGUCGCGGGUCAACAGUUUGAGAGCUCCAUUGAACUGAGAAAAAUAGGUGUGCGGUUGAACAGUCUGCUGGGUCGCAAAGGCUCCCUGGAGAAAAUGAAUAACUACUGGGACGUGGGCCAGUUCUUCACUGUUGGCAUGCUAGCUAACGACAUCCCUAAAGCUACUCAGGCCGCAGAGAAGCUCUUCAAACUCAAGCCGCCUAUCUGGUAUUUGCGCUCUGUGGUGCAGAACCUGCAGCUGAUCCAGAGGUUUAAGAAGCAGACAGUGGAACACUCUCCUCAGAGGGAAAGACUCAACUUUUGGAUGGACAUCAUAGUGGAGGCAACGCAGGGCACCACCGAACGACUGCGGUUUCCAGUGUUGAUUCUAGAGCCAACUAAGGUUUACCAGCCUUCCUAUGUGUCCAUCAACAAUGAGGCUGAAGAGAAAAAUGUCUCUAUUUGGCAUGUUUCUCCCGCUGAAACGAAAGGGAUCCAUGAGUGGACCUUCACUGCAAUGUCAAUUAAAGGCAUAAGCAUCAGUAAGUUUGAUGAGCGCUGCUGCUUCCUGUACGUCCAUGAUAACUCAGAUGACUUCCAGAUUUACUUUUCCACUGAGGAACAGUGCGGUCGGUUCUGCUCAAUGGUGAAAGAGAUGAUAUCAGAUGGUACGGGGAAUGCUGUGGAGCUGGAGGGGGAAGGAGAUGGAGAUACACUGGAGUAUGAAUAUGACACCGAUGAGACAGGGGACAGGGUGGUGUUGGGGCGUGGCACCUAUGGAGUGGUGUAUGCUGGGAGAGACGUCAGCAACCAGGUUCGAAUCGCCAUCAAAGAGAUCCCUGAGAGAGACAGCAG